UCUUCAUCACCCAUAGUUCUCCCACUCAGACUCAAGUUCACACACAUGGCAGAUCCAACCCCUCUCCUCUCUCAAUCCCACUUGGCCGACCCAGAACCUAUGCUCAUUCCCAAACACCUCCCAUCCCUCGACGAAACUUUCGAGCGAUACAUAGGAGAUUUUGGGUGGGCUCAGCUUCUUCAAGCCUUCCUUGUGUCUUUUGCCUGGGUCUUUGAUGCUCAACAAACCUUCAUCAGCGUAUUUACUGAUGCUGAGCCUCCUUGGCACUGCACUGAACUCGGCACAGAGCUAUGCACUUCCGUUUCUAACAUCUGUCAGCUUCCCAAGGGCUCAUGGGCGUGGGACCUGCCAGCGGACACCUCGAUUGUAUCGGAAUGGACCCUUGUGUGUGCCGGUUCCAUCAUCAAGAGCCUCCCUGCGUCUUCCUUCUUCAUGGGCUGCAUGGUUGGUGGACUUGUUCUUGCCACACUCGCCGACUCAUCCCUCGGCCGCAAAAACAUGUUAUUCUUUUCAUGUCUCCUGAUGUCAGCUACAGGGAUUUUGACUAUUUUCUCCCCAAAUGUUUGGAUCUACUCUGGGUUUAGAUUCCUUUCUGGGUUUGGGCGUGCCACCAUUGGAACAUGUGCUAUUGUGUUGUCGACAGAGCUCGUUGGAAAACGGUGGCGCAGCCAGGUGGGGGUAUGUGGUUUCUUCCUUUUCACACUAGGGUUCUUGUCCCUACCAGCCAUAGCUUACUUAAGCAGACGUUCCUCAUGGAGAUAUCUUUAUCUGUGGACUUCUGUUCCGGCAUCGUUGUAUUGUGUUUUAGUCCAUUUCUUCGUUCGUGAGUCUCCUAGAUGGCUUUUGGUGCGUGGCCGCAAAGAAGAAGCGGUGGCAACACUGAAAAGUAUAGGGGCUGUAAACAAUAGUAGCUUCACCUUAAGCUUCUCAGGAUUGCCCUUUGAAGAAGAGGAAACUACAAAUCUACAUCUUUACUCUGUGAUAAGCAUCCUGCUGGAGAAAAGAUGGGCUUUGCGGCGAUUAUCUGCAGUCAUGACAGUAGGAUUUGGGGUGGGAAUGGUGUACUAUGGCAUGCCGUUGGCGCUAGGAAACCUGCCUUUUAAUCUCUACUGGAACGUCACUUUCAAUGCCUUAUCAGAGCUGCCCGCAUCAUUAAUCGCUUUCUUCUUUAUCGAGAGACUGAAUAGGAAAAGUUCAGUGCUGGUUUUCACCAUGACAAGUGGGGUUUGCAGUAUCAUGUGUGUGGUGAUGGGUGAAGAAUGGGCAUCACUGAAGAUUGGACUAGAACUGGUCUCAUUCUUCAGCACAUGCACCGCAUUCGACAUCUUACUAAUAUACACCAUAGAGCUGUUUCCCACAUGCGUUAGGAACUCGGCCAUGGCGAUGGUGAGGCAGGCGCUGGUGUUUGGGGGCGUGUUCUGCCCCGUUAUAGUGGAAAUCGGAAGGGGAAACGGGUACUUGUCGUAUGGAGUUUUCGGAGCAGUGAUAAUAAGCUGUGGGCUGUUUGUGGGAUGCUUGCCAGAGACAAAGGGUGGGACGCUUUGUGACACAAUGGCCGAAGAAGAGAACAAGCAGAGAGCAGGCUCAGGAUCAGGCACAGGCACAGGCUCAUCCUCGGCUUAAGCAAUGACGUGUGGGAUUGAAACGGUUUGAUUUGUAUUGAACGUAAUUAUAGAUGCUCAUUUUGUAUUGUUGUGCGUUUCAGUAUGUGCCUCUUUUUUAUGCCGUUAAAGACUA
Molecule: messenger RNA, 1737 nt
Organism: Vitis riparia (riverbank grape)
Lineage: Eukaryota; Viridiplantae; Streptophyta; Magnoliopsida; Vitales; Vitaceae
Product: organic cation/carnitine transporter 3-like
Exons: 1
Coding region: 46-1623 (525 amino acids)
Biological process (GO): transmembrane transport
Cellular component (GO): membrane
Molecular function (GO): transmembrane transporter activity
Source: RefSeq, a predicted model, not a curated record